AUGCAGACACUCACCACACUGAACCUCGCUAGCAAUGCAAUUGGCGAUGAAGGUGUUCAACAUCUGACUAAGAUUCUCGAAAAUAACAACACACUCACCACACUCAAUCUCGCUAAAAAUGGAAUCGAUGCUAAAGGAGCUGAGCACCUAGCUAAGGCUUUAGAAGGUAAUAAGACAUUAAUCACACUCAAUCUCUCCAGCAAUGAAAUCGGUACCGAAGGAGCACAACAUCUGGCUAAGGCACUUGAAAAUAACAACACACUUACCGAACUCGACCUGGCUAACAAUAACAUCUACAACGAAGGAACUCAACACCUGGCAAAGGCUUUGGAAACUAACAACACAUUAACUGCACUUAAUCUUGCUAGAAAUGAAAUCGGUGCCGAAGGAAUUGAACAGCUCACUAGUUUCCUCCGAAAUAACACGACACUUGUCACACUCAACCUUAAGCACAAUAAACUCGAGGUUGAUGGUGUCAAACAUUUGGCUGUUGGUUUGGAAAAUAACAAUACACUCCACAAGCUCGAUCUUACUCGCAAUCAAAUCGGGGAUCAAGGCGCACAAGAUCUGGCUACUGCUUUUCGAGAUAACAAGACGCUCGCUUAUCUAGGUCUCGAUGGCAACAAAAUCAAACAGCAAGGGGCUCAACAUUUGGCUGCUGCUUUUGAAAAUAAUAAAACACUGACAUUCCUUGAUCUCGCUGGGAAUGAAAUUGGAGAUCAAGGUGCGCAAGAUCUGGCUGCUGCUUUUCGAAAUAACACAACACUCACCACCCUUGACCUGCGACGUAAUGAAAUAGGAAAGGUAUCCAAGCAUCAUGUCAUGCAAACUUUGCGGGAAAAUACUACAUUGAAGUUAUUUUUAUGGGAUGACGUUGAAGAUCUUGACUGA
Rotaria socialis is the source of this 891-nucleotide messenger RNA. Lineage: Eukaryota; Metazoa; Rotifera; Eurotatoria; Philodinida; Philodinidae. The record is from the annotation of a GenBank genome assembly.